UUUCAGAAUUUGGUUUCACUGUUUAAAUGAGUCGCCUUAUCUGGAGCUUCUUGCUCAUAUGCUCUUUAUUGAGUAGAAGUAUAGAUGCAAGAGGCGGUGGAGGUCGUGGCGGCGGUGGCGGUGGUGCGCGAGGUGGUGUAGGCGGACGCGGUGGAGGUGGCAGCUUCAGAUCAGGAGGAGCCCGAUCGAGCUCCAGUAGUUUUAGGGGAGGAAGUAGUCACUAUAGCUCGAGUUUCCGGCAGAAUGUAUUCCACACCAGCUCAACUGCUAAGACAUUCGCCUAUUCUCCAAUGACUCGCACUCAUCUCAUCAUCUCACCUGCUUCUCCGAUGAUUUACGGAAACUACCAUUACUAUUGGGCAGGACAUCAUGUGAACACGACAGAAAAACCGUAUAAGUGUGAUUAUCAAAUAUCUGAUGAGGAUAUGGAAUUGAGAAAUGUAACAUUUGCAAAUGGUACAAGACCAGCAAAUAUUACUUUUGGGUGCGCAGAAUAUCAGAUCUGUUGUGGAAUGGAAUGUUGUACUGGUUUAAGUGAUUUGGAAGGAUUUAUGGUUCUUAUUGGUGCGAUACUGGUGGCAUUUCCCUUUGGGUUGCUGAUUAUUUGGAUGGAUAAAAAAGGAUAUUGUCAAGGCGACACGACUAUCACAGGAAACGAGCGUCCUAGAUCAGCUCCAGAAUUUCAAGAACUCACUCCCAGGGCUUCUAAUGCUACACACCAAGUCACCAAUUCAUAUAAGAAGUGAUGUCUCUUACAAUUAGUUACCCGUUUUUCUUUCAACCUUCUUUCUACCUCUCAUUUGAUCUUUCAAUAUUUUUCAAAUCACUGCCUCGCCAUUCUGACUCUGUUUUAUUUCUUUGUUUUCUUAUAUAUGGAUAAUCUGAAGAUGUCAUUUCUUUUGUAACUUUUGACCAACUAUCGUUGACCAAUUCUACAUAUAUUAAUAUUUUCUGAAACUCUAUGCAUUAUGGGUCAGUUAACACAUAAAGAGAAAAAGACAAUUAUUAAAAUUUUUUUAAAAUCGUUAUUUUGGGUACUCGUAAAAU
Caenorhabditis elegans is the source of this 1047-nucleotide messenger RNA. RefSeq names its product CX domain-containing protein (gene F53C3.3). NCBI's taxonomy places the organism in Eukaryota, Metazoa, Nematoda, Chromadorea, Rhabditida, Rhabditidae. The record is from RefSeq and is marked reviewed. The transcript has 6 exons. Bases 27 to 746 code for a protein of 239 amino acids.